AUGCCGUUGUCUGCGGCGUUACGCUAUCCGAGAUCCACGACGGCAUGCAACCGCGGGGCGCCUCGUCUGCGGCGGGCGGCGGCGACACCCUAUUCCAGAUCCAUGGUGGCAUGCAACGGCGGCGCGCCUCAUCUCUCUCCACCCUCGCAGUGGUCAAAGCCGCAGAGGAGAGAAGAGAAGAGAGGGAGGAGUGGAAGGGAGAGUUGGUCGACGGGGAUUCUGGACGGCGCUAGAGAGUAG
Messenger RNA from Linum trigynum, 240 nucleotides. Lineage: Eukaryota; Viridiplantae; Streptophyta; Magnoliopsida; Malpighiales; Linaceae. The record is from the annotation of a GenBank genome assembly.